CAGGAGGCGUUUCGAGAGGGUUCCUCUGAAGUAACAGUGCUCCAACCAGGAUGCGCCAGCUUGUCACCGCACUGUGAUUACGCGUCUCGUCUCGUGUGUUGCCCCCAAUUUCUUCUGCUGCUUCUGCUGCUUCAAAUACGCCUCCUUUUGUCUGCAUUCCAUCUCUUUUAUUCCUCUUUCCAUCGCCACUGUCCAUCCUUCCCCUCCACUUUCUAAUACCUCGCUCGUCCUUUUCAUCCUUGUGCCUGUUGCUCUUUCUUUUCUAUCCUUCUCUCUCUCUCUCUAUCACUCAUAACUCAUACAUACACAUCGCCAUGGCUGACAGCGGAAAAGGCAAAGGCAAGCUUGUCGAGAACGCCUCGAUUGUUGCCCCGAAUGCCGACCCUGAACACGACCCUGCCACCGCUAUUCUCCGCAAGAAGAACGCCCCCAACAAACUGAUUGUCGACGAUGCCACCAACGACGACAACUCCGUCUUGGCCCUCUCUACCGCCACCAUGGAGAAACUCCAGUUUUUCCGUGGAGAUAUGGUCCUCGUCAAGGGAAAGAAGCGCCGUGACACCGUCCUGAUCGUCCUCGCCGACGAUAGCGUCGAGGACUCGAAGGUCCGCAUCAACAAGGUCGUUCGUAAUAACUUGCGUGUCCGUCUUGGAGACGUCGUCUCGCUUCACACCUGCACCGAUAUCAAAUACGGCAAGCGCAUCCACGUCCUCCCUGUUGACGACACUGUUGAGGGCGUCACCGGCAACCUCUUCGAGGUCUACCUCAAGCCUUACUUCCUGGAGGCCUACAGACCUGUCCGCAAGGGCGAUUUGUUCCUUGUCCGUGGUGGUAUGAGAGCUGUUGAGUUCAAGGUUAUUGAGACCGAUCCUGCUGACUACUGUAUUGUUGCUCAAGACACCGUUAUCCAUUGCGAAGGCGAGCCCGUCAAACGUGAAGACGAGGAGUCCAACCUUGCCGAUGUGGGCUACGAUGACAUUGGAGGAUGCAGAAAGCAGAUGGCCCAGAUCCGUGAGUUGGUCGAACUUCCCCUCCGCCAUCCUCAGUUGUUCAAGUCGAUUGGUAUCAAACCUCCUCGCGGAAUCCUCAUGUUUGGGCCUCCAGGAACAGGAAAGACACUGAUGGCUCGCGCUGUCGCCAACGAGACCGGUGCCUUCUUCUUCUUGAUCAACGGACCCGAGAUCAUGUCCAAGAUGGCCGGAGAGAGUGAGAGCAACCUGCGCAAGGCAUUUGAGGAGGCUGAGAAGAACAGCCCUGCUAUCAUCUUUAUCGACGAAAUCGAUUCGAUCGCACCCAAGCGUGAUAAGACUAACGGAGAGGUCGAGCGUCGUGUCGUCUCCCAGCUGUUGACGCUCAUGGAUGGCCUGAAGGCUCGCUCUAACAUCGUUGUCAUGGCUGCCACCAACCGUCCCAACUCGAUCGACCCUGCCCUUCGUCGCUUCGGACGCUUCGAUCGUGAGGUCGACAUUGGUAUCCCUGAUCCCACUGGUCGUCUUGAGAUUCUCCGAAUUCACACUAAGAACAUGAAGCUGGACGACGAUGUUGAUCUAGAGCAGAUCGCCUCUGAGACCCACGGCUACGUCGGAUCGGACGUUGCCAGUUUGUGCUCUGAGGCUGCCAUGCAGCAGAUUCGUGAGAAGAUGGAUCUCUUUGAUCUCGAUGACGAGACCAUCGAUGCCGAGGUCUUGGACUCGUUGGCAGUUACCAUGGAGAACUUCCGCUAUGCCUUGGGAGUCUCGAACCCUUCGGCUCUUCGCGAGACUGUGGUCGAGAUCCCUACUACGACUUGGAACGAUGUCGGUGGUCUGGAAAAGGUCAAGCAGGAGCUUCAGGAGACUGUACAAUACCCGGUCGAGCACCCCGAAAAGUUCUUGAAGUUUGGCAUGUCGCCCUCUCGCGGUGUUCUGUUCUAUGGUCCUCCUGGAUGCGGUAAGACUCUGUUGGCUAAGGCUAUUGCCAACGAGUGCCAGGCCAAUUUCAUUUCGAUCAAGGGACCCGAGCUGCUGACGAUGUGGUUCGGAGAGUCUGAGGCGAACGUCCGCGAUGUGUUUGACAAGGCUCGUGCUGCUGCGCCUUGUGUAAUGUUCUUUGACGAGCUGGAUUCUAUCGCCAAGGCCCGUGGCGGCGGCGGCGGUGAUGCUGGUGGCGCUGGCGACCGUGUACUCAACCAGAUCUUGACAGAGAUGGACGGAAUGAACGCAAAGAAGAACGUCUUUGUCAUCGGUGCGACUAACAGACCCGAUCAGAUUGACGGUGCGUUGUUGCGUCCUGGCCGUCUGGAUCAGUUGAUCUACAUCCCUCUUCCUGACGAGGCCUCGCGUCUGGCUGUGUUGAAGUCGACCCUUCGCAAGUCACCCGUGUCGGCAGAUAUCGAUCUUGGAUUCAUUGCAAAGUCGACCCACGGAUUUUCUGGAGCCGAUUUGACCGAGAUUUGCCAGCGUGCGUGUAAGCUUGCGAUCCGUGAGAACAUUGAGGCGGAUAUCCGCAGGGAGCGGGAACGCAAGGAACGUGGCGAGGAGGAGGCGAUGGAUGAGGAUGAUGAGGACGCUGUGCCCGAGUUGACAGUCGCUCACUUUGAGGAGGCGAUGAAGUUCGCGCGCCGGUCUGUCCAGGACAGUGAUAUCCGUCGCUAUGAGAUGUUUGCGCAGAACUUGCAGAACUCUCGUGGAUUCAACACGUUCAAGUUCCCGGAAGGAGGCGUCGGUGGAUCGGUUGCACCUGCACAGGCCGAGACGAAUGCGGCGUUUGGUCAGGACAGCACUGCUGACGACGACUUGUACUCGUAAAGGGAACACUUUUUCUUUCUUUUCGCGAACCACACUGCAACCACCAUUCCUCCUCUCCUGUACAUUUAUUGAUUGAUUGAUAUUUUAGUUAUUGCAAAGUCUUUCCUAAGAGAAAAAUCAAAUAAAGCUGUUGUCUGAAU
Molecule: messenger RNA, 2926 nt
Organism: Gamsiella multidivaricata
Lineage: Eukaryota; Fungi; Mortierellomycota; Mortierellomycetes; Mortierellales; Mortierellaceae
Product: P-loop containing nucleoside triphosphate hydrolase protein
Exons: 4
Coding region: 315-2786 (823 amino acids)
Biological process (GO): retrograde protein transport, ER to cytosol; autophagosome maturation; mitotic spindle disassembly
Cellular component (GO): nucleus; cytosol; VCP-NPL4-UFD1 AAA ATPase complex
Molecular function (GO): ATP hydrolysis activity; ATP binding; polyubiquitin modification-dependent protein binding
Source: RefSeq, a predicted model, not a curated record